AUGGAGGUCCGCUGCACGAGGUCGCAUGAAGCCGACCUGUACGCCUGUGUCGACAAGGAAGCGUAUCCCGGUAUGUCGGUUGGUAAGGAAGAACAGGCGAGUUGGUUGUGGCGAGCUGGACACGGGCGUCGCCUGGCCCGGUCGGCUUAUCGGUUUCCCGACCUAAGGGAGUGGGUUCGCGGUGUAAGGCACCUCUUCGCUGCGUCACCGCAUCGACGGUGA
Messenger RNA from Echinostoma caproni, 222 nucleotides. Lineage: Eukaryota; Metazoa; Platyhelminthes; Trematoda; Plagiorchiida; Echinostomatidae. The record is from the annotation of a GenBank genome assembly.